Lotus japonicus is the source of this 1120-nucleotide messenger RNA. RefSeq lists its product as uncharacterized. Gene Ontology annotation, molecular function: pyridoxal phosphate binding. Bases 51 to 902 code for a protein of 283 amino acids. The transcript has 7 exons. Lineage: Eukaryota; Viridiplantae; Streptophyta; Magnoliopsida; Fabales; Fabaceae. The record is from RefSeq and is a predicted model, not a curated record. Gene Ontology annotation, cellular component: intracellular anatomical structure.
UUUGAGAUCGGGCGUAAAACUUAUUUUUGUUCUUAACGUUUUUUUUGUUCAUGUGUUUUCUUUUUGUGUUUAUUGUUGAACCACCUCAGCAAACAGACCACAGACACAUACUUGUCUUCUCGUCGUCCUCCGAUAAUCCAAAACGCUCCUCCAAUUCUCAACCAAUGGCUUCUCCUGUGAUGGCGGAGGGCGUCGCCGUCACGGCGCUGCGGUCGGUGAUACUCCGAGUUCAGCAGGCGGCGGAGAGAGCUGGCUCCAAACCCGAUCGGGUCCGGGUCGUUGCGGUAUCCAAAACCAAACCCAUUUCUAUGAUUCGCCAACUCUACGACGCAGGUCACCGAUGCUUCGGCGAAAAUUACGUCCAAGAAAUUGUCGAUAAAGCCCCUCAGCUUCCACAAGACAUUGAUUGGCAUUUCAUUGGACAUUUGCAAAGCAACAAAGUUAAAACACUUCUGGGUGGGGUUCCAAAUCUGGCCAUGGUUGAGGGCGUGGACAAUCCAAAGGUGGCAAAUCAUCUCGACCGUAUGGUUUCAACCCUUGGAAGAAAUCCUCUGAAGGUCUUGGUGCAAGUAAAUACCAGCGGAGAAGAAUCCAAAUCUGGUGUUGAUCCUUCCAAUUGCGUUGAGCUUGCGAAACAUGUUAAAGAUAGCUGCCCAAACCUAGUGUUCUCUGGCUUAAUGACAAUAGGAAUGCUAGACUAUACCUCAACUCCACAGAACUUUCAGGCCCUAUCAAAUUGCAGAACUGAAGUUUGCAAGGCACUUGAAAUGGAUGAGGAGCAAUGCGAACUUUCAAUGGGCAUGUCUGGUGAUUUUGAGUUAGCGAUUGAAAUGGGUAGUACUAAUGUGAGAGUUGGAUCCACAAUAUUUGGACCAAGGGAGUAUGCGAAGAAAAAAGAAUAGCAGAAUUUGUUAUCUCUCUCACUCUACAACAGUCAAGUAUACCUACAUUCAGGCACAUAUCAUCUAAAUUGUAUUACUUUUGUAAUUGAUGUAAUGAAAUUGGUAAUAACUUUAUAGUUGGUCUCCAUACUAAGAAGUAAGAACAAACCAUGUACAAAAUCUUACAGGGUGCAAUUUGUUCACCAGAGAAAUCAAAUAAUGAUCCAGUCUUAAAGCAA